Molecule: messenger RNA, 1696 nt
Organism: Ectocarpus siliculosus
Lineage: Eukaryota; Phaeophyceae; Ectocarpales; Ectocarpaceae
Source: the annotation of a GenBank genome assembly
CCCCCACGUCUUCUGACGUCCGUCGCCGGCCACUGCAUCCCAACCCCCGCUAGUCCGGCUCCCCCUUGCUGUCCUGUCGUUGCAGCUCUCUGAUCACUCACAGUAGUGACGGCAGCGACUUGCUGCGCGGACAGAUCCCGGGCUUGCCUCUCCGAGGGUUUGAUUUUUCUCGGCCUUUUGCCGCACCCCUGUGCUCUCUCCCCGAGAGAGAGAGGCACGCUACGGCCUCGCCUGCGGAGAGCUAUAGCUGCGCAGCAAGAUGGCGGGUCCGGAUGGCAACCAGUACGAGAGCUACCAGAAUGAGAGCGAGACGACCACCCUGUUAAGUCCCUCGCCGCCGUCGUCGCCGGCACGAGGCCGAGACAAGCAGUCAGCGUCGGCGACACCGGAGGAGGAUGUACGGAAGCACUACAAGUACGCGCUCGGCACCGGGUACAUGUUCGCGAUGGGAGUGUGUGGCAUCGUGCUGGUGGCGCUCGGAUCGACGCUGGACGACCUCGCAGACAACUGCGACACAACGGCAACCGACGUCGGGUCCGUGUUCAUCGCUCGAGGCGUCGGAGCGGUCCUCGGAGCAGUGGUCUCGUCCAAGCUGUACCUCUGGAUGCGGGGGAACAACGUCAUGUCGAUCAUCUUGCUCCUCCUGACGUCGGUCCUGAUCUACAUGCCGUUCAUCACCUCCGUGUACACCCUCCACUUCUCCUUCUUCGUACUCGGCCUCUGCACGGCCAUCACGGACACGGGCUGCCAGAUCAUGACCCGGAAGCUGCACGGGGCGAAGGCUGGGCCCUGGCUGGGGGCCAACACUGUCGUCUUCGGCAUCUCGGGCGCGCUCGUACCGCUCAUCGGCUACCUGACCGGUUCGCUCUUUGUCCAGUACGUCAUCCUGUCGGCGGUGAGCUGCGCGACGGCGGUGUUCAUGAUCAUCCUGCCCGCCCCAGAAAAGUACGAGGGUCUGCUCGAGGAGCGGAAGAAAAUGCCGGAGCGCAGAGAGGAAAACGUGGGGGUGCCGGGGGAAAGCUCGACGAGCAUUUGCAAGAUGGCCGCCUUCUACCGCAGGUACAAGAUCGAGUUCCACAUCAGCGGCAUGGUGUUCUGCCUCAUUGGCGGCAAGGUGGGCGCCACCGCGUACCUGGAGAGCUACGUCGACGACACCGACGUCAUCGACGAAUCGCACGCGGAGCUCCUUAUCGUUGUCCUGUGGACGGCCAUUACCAUCGGACGUCUCGCGGGUCUGCAGGACCAGCGACACCUCACCCUCCCGCGCCUGUACCGGCACUCCACCAUCCUGUUCCUGUGCGGUGCGGCGGCGGCGGCGGCAAUCCUAGUGUUCCAGUCCUCGGCGUUUGUCCUGUGGACCGGGAUCGCGGCGUACGGGCUCUACAACGGGCCGACCGUGGGCUACUGCUACGACCUCAACAACCGGGUGACGAUGCCCUCGGAGAUGGGCAUGUCGGUGGUGAUGUUCGGCCUUAACUUCGGAGCGAGCAUCGUGCCGUACGUGAUCUCGUGGGUGUGGGACUACACCGACUGGCCGGAGACCCUGAUCGUCAUCAUCAUGCUGUCCCACUUGUUGCCGUACCCGCUCAUGCUCAACGCGAAGCGCAUAGACGAGGCCAACAAGCGAAAGUUGCGGGAGGAGGCGAUUACUCCGAGUCUCUCCGAGACUCGCUCAACGCCAUCUUUCUCGGUCUGA